GAGCAAACAUCUGGAUGAACGAAAAGCACACUUGAAGGAAAAGUCCAUUUGUUUUAAAUGUUGUGGUUCCACCAAGCAUGUUGCAAAAGACUGUAUAGCAUUGAUCAGGUGCCGGGAAUGCAAUAGUGAUCGACAUGUGGCGGCCAUGCAUCCUGGACCUGCACCAUGGUCUGUUACUACAUGGUCCAUUGAGACACCUGAGUCAAAGACAGAACAAAUCAAAGAAAAAAACAGAUGAGGACACAGCUGAGGUCACCAACAAGUGCACAGAGAUUUGCGGAGAUGUUGAUAAGCCUAAAUCAUGUUCAAAGAUCUGUCUCGUGAAAGUUUAUCCAUCUAAUCAGUGUGAAAAGGCCAAACGCAUUUAUGCUGUACUAGAUGAGCAGAGUAAUAGAUCUUUGGUGAAGUCACAGUUCUUUGAUCUGUUCAACAUCGAUAGUAGUUCUUCUCCGUACACAUUGAAGACGUGUUCAGGCAUAGUGUCUACGGCGGGGAGGAAAAUAACUGGAUUUUCUGUUGAAUCACUUGAUGGAAAAACAGUAGUUGCACUUCCACCCUUGAUAGAAUGCGACAGCUUACCAGACGAUAGAUCUGAAAUUCCUACGCCUGAGGUAGCUGUACAUUUUCCCCACCUCACUGUGGUGUCAGAUAAAAUCCCACCUUUAGAUCCUAACGCUCCUAUCCUUCUCCUCUUAGGACGUGAUGUUCUUAGUGUGCACAAAGUGCGUGAACAACGAAAUGGACCCCAUAACACACCAUAUGCACAGCGCUUAGACCUAGGCUGGGUAAUAGUGGGAGAAGUUUGUCUUGAUGGCAUUCAUCGUCAAUCAAGUGUGAACGCUUAUAAGACCAACGUACUUCUCAAUGGACGAACUUCAUAUUUCCCUUCAUGCACAAAGGGCAUCAACGUCGUAGAAAAAGCUCAGUCACCUCUCUUGGCAUACAUUCCCAACCCACCAUGUUCUCUCAAAUCUAACGAGAGCUAUUCAAUUAAUUUAAAGGAGGAUGUGUUCUUCAGAUCUCCAGAUGACGAUAAAGCCACUCUAUCUGUGGAGGAUAAAGUCUUUCUAGAAAUGAUGGAUAAAGAGGUGUACCUUGAUGAGGAUAGACACUGGGUGGCGCCACUUCCAUUCCGCUCCCCAAGGAUUCAGCUCCCAAAUAAUAGAGAGCAAGCUAUGCAGAGGCUAAGCUCUUUACAGCGCACUCUCUCAAAGAAACCAAAAAUGAAAACGCAUUUCUUUGACUUCAUGCAGAAGGUGAUCGAGCAUAAACAAGCAGAACUGGCUCCACCCUUACAUUCGGAGGAGGAAUGUUGGUAUUUGCCGAUUUUCGGUGUUUACCACCCCCACAAACCUGACAAAAUAAGAGUGGUUUUCGAUUCAAGUGCCCAGUUCAGGGGAGUUUCCCUAAAUGAUGUUUUGCUGAGCGGUCCUGACCUCAACAACACUCUCUUGGGUGUACUGUUGCGCUUUCGCAGGGAGAAAAUAGCUGUGAUGGCAGACAUAGAACAAAUGUUCUAUUGCUUCAAAGUAAAAGAGCCGCAUCGCAACUAUCUUCGCUUCCUUUGGCACAAAGACAACUGCCCAGAAAAGGAGAUAAUUGAUUACAGAAUGACUGUACACGUCUUUGGCAAUAGUCCGUCACCUGCAGUCGCAAUAUAUGCCCUGAGACAAGCAGCAGAACACGGCAAAGUGGAGUGCGGAACAGAUGCGAAGAACUUUGUCUUGCGCAACUUCUAUGUGGACGAUGGUAUCACGUCUGUUCCAACUGAAAGGGAAGCAAUUGAUCUCUUAAAACGCACACAGACAAUGCUAUCUAAGUCAAGCUUGAACCUGCAUAAAGUGGCCUCCAACAGUGCUUCGGUGAUGGAAGCAUUUCCUUCUAGUGAAAGAGCCAAAGAUCUCAAAGACCUAGAUUUCAGUAAAGAUACAAUACCUCUUCAACGCAGCCUUGGUAUCAGUUGGAACCUCAAGACAGAUUGCUUUAUGUUUAAAGCUUCUCAAGAAUGCAAACCCUUCACCAGAAGAGGGAUCCUUUCCACUGUCAAUAGUUUAUAUGAUCCCCUCGGGUUCGUCUGUCCAAUCACUAUGCAAGGCAAAGCUCUAGUGAGGGAACUUUCAACAAUCCAACAGGAUUGGGACACCAUUCUUCCAUUGGAAAAGGAAAGUUCAUGGAAGGCCUGGAUUUCAUCGUUAGCAGAGCUUGAUCAAUUGCAAAUACCUCGAGCUUAUGUUCCAACCUCAGUGUGCAGAGCUCCACUUUGUGAGCUGUGUAUUUUCUCGGAUGCUUCUACUUUAGCUAUUGCUGCGGUAGCAUAUCUUCGAGUGAUUGACUCAAAUGGACAGCCUCAUGUGGGGUUUGUGAUGGGAAGAUCCAAGUUAGCCCCCUUUCCAGCACAUACUGUUCCGCGCCUCGAGUUAUGCGCUGCAGUGCUAGCUGUGGAGUUGAUGGAAUUCAUAAAAGGAGAAAUUGACCUGGAGCUUCAUGACAUCCACUUUUAUACAGAUAGCCGCAUAGUGCUCGGAUGCAUUCACAAUGUCACACGCAGAUUCUAUAUGUAUGUGGCUAACAGAGUUGCACGCAUAAGGAAAGCCACAGAACCUAAUCAGUGGCACUACAUCUGUUCCGAACAGAAUCCAGCGGACCAUGCCACUAGGUUCGUGCCAGCAGCCAACUUACCUCUAACCAACUGGUAUUCAGGUCCAGAGUUCCUUAGGAAAUGUGGUCCUGUGAGAUGUAAUGUGGAUGAAUCCUAUGGACUUGUUCAAGUAGAAGAGGAUGUUGAAAUUCGCCCUCAAGUGAAAGUUCUGGCAACGAGCAUUACUGAACAGUCUCUAGACUCAAGCAGAUUCCAACGUUUCUCGAGAUGGAAGUCUCUGGUGAGAGCUGUCACAACUCUUACUCACAUCACAAAAUCCUUCUCACAAUCUUCACCUAACAGUCCUUGUCGAAAGUGGCAUUUGUGUACAAAGACCUCAGAUGUUGAGACCUCACAAGCUAAGUCGACCAUAAUUAAAACUGUACAGCGAGAAGUGUUCCGAGAAGAAUUUGAGAGUCUGACCAAGAAUGGUAAAAUCUCACAAUGUAGCACACUCCUUAGACUCGACCCCUUUGUGGACAAAGAAGGUCUGUUAAGAGUCGGGGGUCGCAUUCAGUGCGCUGACAUCUCAGAUCCAGAGAAACAUCCCUUGAUACUUCCAUCUAGCCAUCAUGUGACUGAUCUUUUAAUUCAGCAUUAUCAUGAUCAAGUGGCUCACCAAGGACGGCAUUUUACGGAGGGCGCUAUACGUAGUGCUGGAUUGUGGAUUGUCAGCGGCAAAAGACGCAUUUCAAAUAUCAUCCACAAAUGUGUCCUAUGCAAAAAGCUAAGAGGUAAAAUGGAAAGUCAGAAGAUGUCGGCUCUGCCCCCAGACCGGCUUUCUGUAGAUCCACCUUUCACAUACACAGGUCUUGAUGUUUUUGGACCUUUCACUGUGGUGACACGCAAAACAAGAGGGCACAACAUUGAGAACAAGCGAUGGGCUGUCAUAUUCAGUUGCUUGAGUAGUAGAGCAGUUCACUUGGAAGUUAUGGAAUCUUUAUCAGCGUCAAGCUUUAUUUGUGCUUUGAGACGUUUUUUGGCUGUGAGAGGGCCAGUAAAGCACUUUCGAUCAGACAGAGGGACGAAUUUUGUUGGAGCAGUGAAAGAACUCCAAAUCGACAGUGGUGACUCUGAGCUAAAAGGGUUCUUGCAGAAUCAAAGCUGCACUUGGACAUUCAAUGCUCCACACUCCUCUCAUAUGGGGGGUGUGUGGGAAAGAAUGAUCGGGAUAGCCAGACGUAUUCUGGAAGCGCUCUUAGUAAAAUCUGCUACAAGACUCACACAUGAAGUCUUAACAACCUUAAUGGCAGAAGUCAUGGCCAUUAUGAAUUCCCGACCUUUAACCCCAAUUUCUACAGAUGCAAGUAUGCCUCAAGUGCUCUCACCAGCAAUGCUCUUAACUCAGAAAGCAAGUGUUGCACCAACUCCACCAGGAAACUUUGAGUUAGGACACUUGCACAAAAGUCAGUGGCGUCAAGUCCAGAUGUUAGCAGAUUCAUUCUGGAAGCGAUGGAAGCAGGAGUACUUGUCCACCUUGCAAUCCAGAAGAAAAUGGACUGAGGAGAGAGAUAACAUUCAGGAAGGAGACGUUGUUCUGUUAAAGGAUGGGGAAGCUAAGCGCAGUGAGUGGCCAAUUGGCCUCGUAACAAAAACCGUAGCCUCAUCUGAUGGGAAAGUCCGAAAGGUUAUGGUAAAGACUGCUAAGCAAGGGGCUGUCAGGGAGUACUUAAGGCCUAUAUGUGACGUAGCUUUACUUUUAUCUAGUGAUUAAAAGCAUAGUGGUAUAUCCAAUACACCAGGCGGGGAGUGUACUGUAUGGUGUUGAUUCGUUUGGUAAGCUGUGCAUUGAUUUAUUUAAGUGGUGUAAUUGUGACAUCUAGUGGCGGAAAAUGUCAUUGCGCCAUUCUUUAGAACAACCGGAUGUUUAAAAAGUCAUAGAAGAAGAGACUGUGAUCGCCAUGCAGAGACGCGUUGUUGUUUGCUUUCAGCCCUUGUGAUAGAAACGACUUUUUACAAGCAAAUCAAGUAAAAGUGCUACACAUUCGCAAGAAGAAAGUGUGAUGGUGCUUUAUUUCUGUUAACUAUCUGUCAGCUUUGGUUUUGAACACCAUUGCCAGGGCAGAAUAAUAGCUGAAGUAAAAAUUAUUUGCCUUCCUGUGAAUUUUUGUUGUUGUUUUUUUGCAAAUAUUUCCUAAAUGAUGAACAGAGCAAAUGUUCACA
Danio rerio (zebrafish) is the source of this 4801-nucleotide messenger RNA. Lineage: Eukaryota; Metazoa; Chordata; Actinopteri; Cypriniformes; Danionidae. The record is from RefSeq and is a predicted model, not a curated record.